AUGGAUAGGGGUCAGAAUAAUAAAGAAGGUACUUUUGCUGAAGUUAUUGAUGUUCAUCUUGCUAUAGAUGAUAAAGUUAAUCUCCCUAAAGGAUAUGCUCAUAUCACAUUACCAAAUAAAGAGGCCGCUAAGGAUGCUAUAUAUCAUCUUGAUCAUGCUCAGAUAGAUGGCAAUAUUAUUAAUAUUCGAUUGGCACACAAGAGUAGUGGGGAUGAUAAAGACUUAUCUCCAGACAAUCAUGCGGUGGAUGGAGAUAUAAAGGAACACAGAGUAGAGGAGGAGGAGAAGGGGGAGAGG
Messenger RNA from Perkinsus marinus ATCC 50983, 297 nucleotides. RefSeq lists its product as hypothetical. The record is from RefSeq and is a predicted model, not a curated record. Lineage: Eukaryota; Perkinsozoa; Perkinsida; Perkinsidae. Gene Ontology annotation, biological process: mRNA splicing, via spliceosome. The transcript is spliced from 4 exons. Gene Ontology annotation, cellular component: ASAP complex; nucleoplasm; cytoplasm. The annotation marks the transcript as partial. Gene Ontology annotation, molecular function: RNA binding.